UACAAAUAAAAAUAAAAAUAAAUUGUAAUAUCUCAGCCGUCGACCCUAGAGCUCAGAUAGAGCUCAUCACUGACCCUCCCCAGUGCGAGCGCCGUCGCGCCAGUCCUCUCCGAUCGUCCCAGCAUUUUCUGCGUGCCGAUUUGCAAGCCAAUCUCCUCCACGGUUUUACAACUUCACUUUCAAUAAAGGAUAUUGGCGCUUUACCAUGGACCAGUACGAAAAAGUUGAGAAGAUUGGUGAAGGAACCUACGGUGUAGUUUACAAGGCUCGUGACCGUGUCACUAAUGAGACAAUAGCUUUGAAGAAGAUCCGUUUGGAGCAGGAAGAUGAGGGAGUGCCAAGCACAGCUAUAAGGGAAAUUUCUCUCUUGAAGGAAAUGCAGCAUGGAAACAUUGUCAGGUUACAGGAUGUAGUGCAUAGUGAGAAGCGGUUGUAUUUGGUUUUUGAGUACCUGGACUUGGAUCUGAAGAAGCACAUGGAUUCUUCUCCUGAAUUUGCAAAGGAUCUACACCAGAUAAAAAUGUUUCUUUAUCAAAUUCUCCGUGGCAUUGCUUAUUGUCAUUCUCAUAGAGUUCUCCACCGAGAUCUCAAGCCCCAGAAUUUGCUGAUAGAUCGUCGCACCAAUGCACUAAAGCUUGCAGAUUUUGGAUUGGCAAGAGCUUUUGGUAUUCCAGUCAGAACUUUUACUCAUGAGGUGGUGACCCUUUGGUAUAGAGCACCAGAAAUAUUGCUUGGAUCCCGUCAUUACUCCACCCCAGUCGAUGUAUGGUCGGUGGGUUGUAUUUUUGCUGAGAUGGUGAAUCAACGACCGUUAUUUCCUGGGGACUCGGAGAUUGAUGAGUUGUUCAAGAUAUUCAGAAUCUUGGGUACCCCUAACGAGGAUACAUGGCCGGGAGUGAGUUCCUUGCCUGAUUUUAAAUCUGCCUUCCCGAAGUGGCCAGCGAAGGACUUGGCUACUGUUGUUCCAAAUCUUGAAUCAGCUGGUCUUGAUCUACUUUCCAAAAUGCUCUGCUUGGAUCCCACCAAGAGAAUUACAGCCAGGAGUGCUCUUGAGCAUGAAUACUUUAAAGAUAUUUCGUUUGUGCCCUGAAUCCCGCGUUCAUCGUCAAGGCAGACAAUUGUCUAUAGUAUGUCUAGAACCCACUGGAUUUUGAUUGUUUGAGAAUUGUGUGCAUGUGAAUUUUUUCCCCCCCACCAAUUUGUUGGACAUAGUUCAGAUAAUGUUGAUUUGGUCUCUUACCUGAUUUCUAGCCCAAGUGGGCGGUUGUCUGCACUCUCCGGCCCCCCUCUCUCUUUCAGGCUCUUGAAAGAUACGCGUCCAUGUUUUCAUGAAUUGCUCGAGGAAUGGAAAAUAUGUUAGGCUUGCCUUUUAUCUGCCAUCGUGUUUGUGUUUUCUAUCUUGAUAGAACAUGUAAAAGAUUAGUGAGAUCUGUUACGCAAUUCACAUGCUUGGUGAAUUUGUGCUGUUGCAAGACUGAAUUUUAUGUUGACUAACAAUCUCAGGUACCACAUUAUUAUGGUAUCAAUAUUGAUUUAUA
Messenger RNA from Morus notabilis, 1538 nucleotides. Its product is annotated as cell division control protein 2 homolog A. NCBI's taxonomy places the organism in Eukaryota, Viridiplantae, Streptophyta, Magnoliopsida, Rosales, Moraceae. The transcript has 9 exons. Gene Ontology annotation, molecular function: cyclin binding; cyclin-dependent protein serine/threonine kinase activity; ATP binding. Gene Ontology annotation, biological process: G1/S transition of mitotic cell cycle; regulation of G2/M transition of mitotic cell cycle; regulation of meiotic cell cycle. The coding region runs from base 206 to 1090 and encodes 294 amino acids. The record is from RefSeq and is a predicted model, not a curated record. Gene Ontology annotation, cellular component: nucleus; cyclin-dependent protein kinase holoenzyme complex; cytoplasm.